UUCAGAUAACUUUUGAAACCAGUGAACACGGACUGCGUUUGUUCAAGUUAAAAUUUGCGUUCAAAUUUAAGUUUUAGAUCAUUUUAAUUGAGUGUCGUACCCCUUGUCAUAAAAAAAGUAUUUGGCAACCCUGCCACGUUUCCACAGCUGACACGACUCACCUGCGACGUCACAUCAGCUGGCGCGGUGAAAAAAACAAAACAAAAAACGGAGUUUAUUUACCAUCGGCUCAUAGAACGAGUAGCAGUGGAAAAUAUUGCGUGAAUUGGUUCAAAAUUUCCUAAUCGAGUGCCAGGUGUAAAAUGUGAAUGAUAAACUUUCGCGCAAACAAAAUUGGUAAAAGUACCAAUAAAGUGAAUUCUGUCGUGCGUUUGGAAAGAGCCUUCGCGGAAAAUGGGACGGAACGUGCUGGCCAGCAGCUUGCAGAAUGCAUCCUUCAGUAUCAUAUUUCAGAUUUUCUGUCGCUGUAUCACGUUCGCGAUCAACGCGUUCAUUGUUCGGAGCGUUGGCCGCGAUGUACUCGGGAUCACGAACGUGCGACUGCUUCUGCUGGAAAGUACGCUGCUGUUUCUGGCGAAGGAAGCAAUUCUCCGGUCGGCCCUCAGCUCCAGACACAACAAAGAUUGCAGCUGGGCUCAGCUGAUUAACCAGCUUUGGAUCACCGUUCCGGCGUGCUUCGUCCUGUCGAUUCCCUGUCUGUACAUCUGGUUGAACUGGCUGUCCCAGGUGGACGACCACUUUUACGUGCAGUAUCGGUUCGGGUGCUUUGCGAUUGCGUUUGCCUGCGUGAUCGAGCUGACGGCCGAAGCGCCCAUCUUCGUGUCGCAGGUGUUCUGCUUCGUCAAGCUGAAGGUGGUCAUGGACACGGCCCACAUCUUUAUCCGGUCGUUUGUGUUUAUCGUGCUCGUACUGCUGAACAAGGACAUUACGAUCUACGCGUUCGGAAUAGCGCAGAUAACCAGCGCCGUGACGAUAAUCGUGGGAAAUUACGUGUUCUUCUACGUGUACAUUGUGCGACUGGCCCGGUACCGACAGGAGCAGAAACGAAUCGACGACAAGUACGAGUUGAGGAAGCUUUUUGGAGCGCACUACGAGAACAUGGAUGACUUUCCGUUCACCUCGAUCAAGGAGAUGCUCCCCGGAGUUCUACCGAAUCCGAACUCCGCCUUCAACUCCGAGCUCCAAACGCUGGUGCUGAGUUUCGCCAAGCAGGGCUUCCUGAAGCAGGUGCUGACCGAGGGCGAAAAGUACGUGAUGUCGGUCAGUCCGGUGCUCACGUUCAGCGAGCAGGCCACCUACGACGUGGUCAACAACAUGGGCAGCCUGGCGGCACGGUUCAUCUUUCGCCCGAUCGAGGACAGCAGCUACUUUUACUUCACCCAGACGAUCGCCCGCGAGGAAAAACUUGUCGACCAGAACCGCGAAAAGGUCAACGAGGCGUGUCUGGUGCUGUCGUACGUGUGCAAAACGGUCACCUCGAUCGGACUGCUUGGGUUCGUGUACGGCCAGAGUUAUUCCGGCACGCUGCUGCUGCUGUACGGGGGCGCUGAGUUUGUGGAAGGUGGCCUGCCGGAGAUUUUGCUCCGCUGCCAUUGUCUGGCCAUUGUGCUGCUGGCGUUGAACGGCAUCACCGAGGGUUACAUGUUUGCCACCAACACGUCCAAGCAGAUCGACACCUACAACUAUUACAUGGCGUUCUUUUCGGUUGCCUUCUUGCUGCUUUCCUACCAGCUCACAAACUGGCUCGGCCCGGUCGGGUUCAUCCUGGCCAACUGUUUCAACAUGAGCUUCCGGAUUAGCUACAGCUUGUUUUACAUCCGCACUCACCUCAAGGACGUGAGUGACACACCCUUGAAGCGGUUCUUGCCUGGGCCGCUCUUCCUCGCCGUGUUGGCCACCGGAGGCAUCCUUUGCAAGCUGUCCGAGGCGUACUUUGGUGGCCGGUCCAUUCUGUACCACAUUGUGGUGGGGGCCGUUUGCGUCGGAUGCACCGUCCUGACGUGGAGCUUCGAAAACCGCGAGUUGCUGCGGACGGGAAUGGCGAGGUAUCGCGAGCGGAAGAUGAGCGUCGCCCAGUGAGGGGAAUUAGACGAAUUUUGAAUGAAGACGUCGUCGGAUUAAACAUUCGAUGGAAGGUAGAGUGGAAUAAUUUUAGGAAUCGAUCCUUUAGUUAAAGAUUGUUACGUAUUAACUUAUUUAUAAAUAAGUUACAAAUGUUUUCAACUUUUGUUCACAGACCGUUUAGUUAGUCCACAAACUACCAUACGUUUGAUCUGAAUGAGUGAUUAGAUUACAAAGAGAGAAAAAUUAAACUUUGAUAAAAAUAAAAUUAAAAACAGAAGGCAAAAUAAAGAUUUGAACCCAACGCACAUUAAGUUGAGACACGUUUGUUGUUGACCACUCUAAAAUUUUGCUAAUAAAAAAAUGCUAAGAGAUAUUUAUAUAAGAAGCAAUUUUAAGAGCGAUCAUCACUGUUUAAGAAUGUAAUAAAUUAAAGUUAGAAGCAAUAAUAAGAA
Messenger RNA from Culex pipiens pallens (northern house mosquito), 2516 nucleotides. RefSeq names its product protein RFT1 homolog. Gene Ontology annotation, cellular component: endoplasmic reticulum membrane. The transcript is spliced from 4 exons. NCBI's taxonomy places the organism in Eukaryota, Metazoa, Arthropoda, Insecta, Diptera, Culicidae. The coding region runs from base 394 to 2079 and encodes 561 amino acids. Gene Ontology annotation, biological process: glycolipid translocation; dolichol-linked oligosaccharide biosynthetic process. The record is from RefSeq and is a predicted model, not a curated record.